Anneissia japonica is the source of this 3093-nucleotide messenger RNA. RefSeq names its product GATOR complex protein WDR59-like. Bases 93 to 2906 code for a protein of 937 amino acids. Lineage: Eukaryota; Metazoa; Echinodermata; Crinoidea; Comatulida; Comatulidae. The transcript has 25 exons. Gene Ontology annotation, molecular function: protein binding. The record is from RefSeq and is a predicted model, not a curated record.
UGCAAUUCCUCGGAAACUAAAUUUUACUCAAGAGACGAAGACAACAUGAUUGAAAAUUAGCAAAAAUUGCCUGAAAUCGUUAACCUACCAAAAUGACAGAAAUAGAUAAAUGGUGCAACGAUUUCCAGGCCUCUGCCAUGGGACUGGAUUGCAAUGGGAAAUUGGCAGUACUAGCUGGGCGGAAGAACAUGUGUAUUGUAGACCUUGACAAUCUGCUGGCAACGCCUAUGUACGUCAAGCGUAAGAGUAACUUUAAAUGGGACGUGAGCGUCGUUGAGUGGAAUCACCAUUUGUCAAACCAGUUUGCAAUCGCUUCUAAUGAAACUGCAGACAUAUACAGUAAACAAGAAGCAGACUGGAGGUUAGACUGUUCACUGAAGGCUCACAGCAGGGCAAUCAGUGAUCUUGAUUGGUCGCAUUUUGAGAGCAACCUGCUGGCAACAUGUUCCGUGGAUACAUAUAUUUUCUUGUGGGAUACCAGGGACACAAGAAAACCAUCUUGUGCUUUCCACACUGUUUAUGGAGCUGCACAAGUGAAGUGGAACAAGGUGAACAGUGAUCUACUGGCUACGGUACAUGAGGGCAACUUGAGGCUCUGGGAUAGAAGGAAUACCAACCAAGCAGUGCAAUACAUAACAGCACACACUCAGAAAAUACAUGGCCUAGAUUGGAAUCCAAAUGAUGAAUUUAGCCUGGCAACCUCUAGUCAAGACGGUUUUGUCAAGUUUUGGAAUGUGCAGGAUAAUCAUAAAGUAGACAGGGAAUUGCGCACAAAGGGAGCUGCAUGGAGAGCAAGAUAUACACCUUUUGGUGAUGGUAUAUUAACAGCUACUGUUCCUCAACUGCGUGAUGAGAACGCGCUUGUGCUCUGGAGUCGCAGCACGCCUCACCAACCAGUGCACACCUUUCAGGGUCAUAAGGACGUUGUUCUUGACUUCCAGUGGCGAAAAAAAUCUGAUGAGUCAUCUGAUCAUCAAUUGGUUACCUGGUCACGUGAUCAUCACCUGAUUAUCUGGAAGAUUGACAGCAACAUUCAACGGUACUGUGGCGUGGAUGUUGAUAACAUGGUGUCUGACACAUCAAAAGUCAUCCCGAACCAGCCAACCAAUGGUGCAACAGCUAAUGCAAGUGGGCGUGCUACUCCUUCGGCCGACGACACUCCUUCUGAACAUGGAUCUUCCAUAGAUACUGAAAUCUUAUCACAUUCGAUGUCACUGCAAGAGGAAUUUCUGAAACUUACUAACCAGCCAUUGCCAAUCAAUUCUAAAGUACAUGUUGAAAAAAGCAGUAUGGAUGCAAGAAGGCGAAGUUGCGUAAUUGUUUCUCACAAUGCAGCUGUUAAGAUAAAGGUCACAUUCCCAGCUCUGUAUCCUAAUAAUGCUGCCCCCAGCUUUGAUUUCCUUGAACCAGCUAUUGUAGACGUGGAACAGCAGACCAAGAUCAUCAAGACACUGAAGGACACAUGUCAACAGUGUGUUCAACGGUCACGUCUGUGCCUGGAACCAUGUCUACAACAGUUGUCAAAAUCCCUUCCAAGUAUGCAAAUCACACCUAUUUCUCAAGUAAAUGUUGGAAGUCCCAGCAGUUACGGCAGCCAGUACGGGUCUACACAGAAGUCUAUACCAUAUAACAGUUUCUCCGAUAGAUGCAUUCCAUUUCCAAGGACAUGUGGGGCACGAUUUUGUGGAGUAGACAAACUUAUCGUUUUCCACCGACCUGGGACAUUCAGGAAGAGUAGCAAUCAACAGGCAACACCAAGAGCGCUUUCAGCAUUGGGAUCAUCCAAGCAUCAAUUAAAAAACCAAAACCCAAACCAAGACAGUGUUUCCUUGAGUAACUAUUACAAUUUGAGAGAAAAAAAACGACCAAAAGGGUGGAAAUCCAAGAGGAAAGGCUCUGAUCCUAGUUCAAAGCAAUUCCGGCAUGGUUCCGUUGUGGUGCACAAUAUCUCAGGACUUCUCCCAAUCCAUCGUAAACUAGCAGAAUCGUAUGUACUGAUGCCAUCCAACAUUCCAUUGAUGUGCAGUAAAAAUGCUCAGGCUGCAAGGGAAGUAGGCAGAGAAGACCUAGUACAGUUGUGGUCAUUAGCAUCGCUAUCAACUGAUCCCACAUUGAUUCCUGAUGAAAAUGUGGAUUGUGGGAUUCCUUGGGCAGCUCAUCCGUUUGGCCGCAAAUUAAUUGCCUCUUUAAUUGAUUACUACAGUUCAAUACAUGAUGUACAGACACUUGCAAUGAUUUGCUGUGCAUUUGGUACAAGAGCCACACCUCAAAGCCAGGUGGUGCAUAUCAAUGGAGGUCAUAGUCGUGACUUCAGGAGGUCAACUUCAAGUGAUGAUUUCAUAUUAUUGGACAGUAGAAAUACAAAUGCUGCUGGCAGGUACUUUAUUCAAAGUGGCUGCGAUCCUAUCUUUACUGCUGAAUGGCAAAAAGAUGUAAGUUGGCCGGAGUCGCCCGAUGACUACCGCUUCAAUUACAAGUACUUUUUGGAAUUGGAAGAGAAAGAACACCAAGAUAAUUCCAAACUAUUAGACCUGAACAAGUGGAGACAGUAUGAUGAGUUUAAGAGUAUCUAUGCUGAGAUUCUGUAUCAAUGGAAGAUCAUGGAGUCCAGAGCCGAUGUAUUGAACUACCUCACACACCCUCCUGCAGAAACAUCAGGACUUGAGUUUGUUGACUUCGGUAUCACAUGCCAGAAUUGUAAGAAGAGUGUGUUUAACAUUCAGUGUGAUGGCUGUAAGAAAUUCACCUUUAGUUGUGCAAUAUGCCAUGUGGCUGUUAAAGGUUCUUCAAAUUUUUGCCUUGUGUGUGGUCACGGUGGCCACACUUCGCACAUGGUGGAGUGGUUUAAGGAAGAGGAUGUCUGCCCGACAGGAUGUGGUUGUCGCUGCUCUUACCAAAACAGCUGAACAGCGAACCCAUAGACUACUACUGACUUAUUUGAUGCAGUCUUAGAUGUACCGUAUAUUGAAGCUGAAUGAGUUUCUGUGUUUGUUGUCCAUUCAAGUGUCCAUACUUCUAUAGUGUCACAUCAAACUCAAGAGUGCAAAUGUUUUUAAUAUUUAUCUACCAAGUUCAUACUAAUAAAAAAAAAAA